Prunus dulcis (almond) is the source of this 1026-nucleotide messenger RNA. RefSeq names its product probable peroxidase 26. The transcript is spliced from 4 exons. Gene Ontology annotation, molecular function: heme binding; peroxidase activity. Gene Ontology annotation, cellular component: plasmodesma; plant-type cell wall. NCBI's taxonomy places the organism in Eukaryota, Viridiplantae, Streptophyta, Magnoliopsida, Rosales, Rosaceae. The record is from RefSeq and is a predicted model, not a curated record. The coding region runs from base 1 to 1026 and encodes 341 amino acids. Gene Ontology annotation, biological process: hydrogen peroxide catabolic process; response to oxidative stress.
AUGAGAAGCCAAAUAUCAUUUGUGUUUCUUGUUCUCCCAUGUUUGGGUCUAGUUACUCUGAGCUUGUGUCUAGGGUUUGUGAGUGCUGCUUCUUCGUUGCCACAGCCUAACAAGUUGACUUGGCAUUAUUACAAAAUCCAUAAUACUUGUCAUGAAGCAGAGAUUUAUGUAAGGCACCAAGUGCAGUUGCUUUGGAACAAGGAUAAAACCAUCACCCCCAAGCUCCUCAGGUUGCUCUACUCCGAUUGCUUCGUCACGGGUUGUGAUGCAUCAGUGCUCCUUGAUGGUCCAAACUCAGAAAAAACUGCACCACAAAAUUAUGGGCUUGGAGGGUUUGUUUUCAUCGACAAGGUCAAAAGUGUUCUUGAAGAACGUUGCCCUGGUGUGGUCUCUUGUGCUGAUAUUCUCAACCUUGCCGCUAGAGAUGCCGUUCAUUUGGCAGGCGCACCAUCUUAUCCUGUUCUUACGGGAAGGAGAGACGGCCUGACAUCUAGCAAAUCAUCCGUGGAUCUUCCCUCACCGUCCAUCUCCUGGCAGGCUGCGCUCACAUACUUCAAAUCUAGGGGCUUGGAUGUAUUGGAUAUGACCACUCUCCUCGGCGCACAUUCAAUGGGCAAAACACAUUGUCGUUACAUUGUUGAUCGGCUGUACAAUUUCAAUAACACGGGAAAGCCAGACCCAAGCAUGGAACGUUCAUUCAUAUCCGACAUGAGAAAGCUUUGCCCGCUGAGAACAAAGAAGGGGCAGAGCGACCCGCUGGUGUAUCUAAACCCGGGGUUCGGCGCAAACCACACAUUCACAGAAUCCUACUACUCUAGAGUCCUAUCUCACAAAGCUGUACUUGGAAUUGAUCAACAGCUACUGUAUGGUGAUGACACUAAGGAAAUUACCAAAGAGUUUGCUGCCGGUUUUGAGGACUUUCGGAAGUCAUUUGCUCUAUCAAUAAACCGGAUGGGAGCUUACCAGGUUUUGACAGGAAACCAGGGAGAGAUACGAAAAAAUUGCCGAAUUCCAAAUAAGAAGUAG